This is a messenger RNA of Lingula anatina, 681 nucleotides long. RefSeq names its product sperm microtubule inner protein 11-like. The record is from RefSeq and is a predicted model, not a curated record. Lineage: Eukaryota; Metazoa; Brachiopoda; Lingulata; Lingulida; Lingulidae.
GAGAGUGCAUAGCAACCUGCAAGCUCCACGCUACAGAGCACAGGGUUCCUCACAAAACCUGCAGCAUUUUAACAUCCCACCGUCUGUUUCUCCACCAAGGAAGCAAUCAUGGCGUUCUUCGGUCUAACAGAGAUGGGUUACCAGGAUACUAUCAGGGAAAAGGUGGUCAACCCCACGUUUAACCCGCAGUAUGACCCCAUGGACAAACUCCCUCCAAUCGUGGACCGAGAAAAGCUUCCCCGACCGUCCAUCAUUCCUAUAAACCAGGUGUCUGCAUACGGCGCGGGACCCCAGGGAUCGUACGUAGAAUACACCAGGCAGAGGACGAAACAUAUCAGAAACCCUAAAGGUCCACUGGCUAUAUACAGAGAUAAGACAAUCACAUCUCACGACUAUGGCUGGUGGAAUAAGGACGCUCCCCUGAAGCAGAAGGAGCCGUGGACGCAUGUGAAGAGACACGUGUUUGUAAACAGUGAAAUGACAAGAUUUGUAAAUGAAAUGAGCCUUACCAACAGGGAGUUUUCACUGUUUUAAAAGGAUUUGCAAAGCCUCUUACAAAGACAAUUUUAUCUGAUUUAUGGAAGGAAAUUUUGAAGCAAGAAGACUCAAGAUCAGUACAUUUUGAUGGAUUACAAAACAUUUGGGAUUGAAAAUAUAUUUGUUUGUGAUUUAAUUGAAGAG